Penicillium subrubescens is the source of this 840-nucleotide messenger RNA. RefSeq lists its product as uncharacterized. The transcript has a single exon. The coding region runs from base 1 to 840 and encodes 279 amino acids. NCBI's taxonomy places the organism in Eukaryota, Fungi, Ascomycota, Eurotiomycetes, Eurotiales, Aspergillaceae. The record is from RefSeq and is a predicted model, not a curated record.
AUGCCUUCAACAACCAUUGAAUCCGGCUUUCAUCUCGCAGACAACAAAGGCUACAUGCUUGGCCGAAGCCACAACGCGGCCUGUCGCCUCAAUCUCCAAUUCUUCCUUUGGAAAGAGUCCCUCCAAUUCAACAUCCACCCUUCUAUCCCCAUUGCCUCCAGUCCUGUUAUCGCAGAUGUGGGCACGGGAACCGCAAUCUGGCUCCUCGACGUCGCCCGCGAGUUUCCCACUGCUAUUCUCGAUGGCUACGACAUUGAUCUCUCGAACACUCCGCCCACUCAAUGGCUCCCUAGAUACCUCACUCUUCUCCACUGGAACGUCUUCGACCCCGUACCAGAACACCUGGUCGGGAAAUACGACAUCGUCCACCUCCGCCUCCUGAUCCUCGUCGUGCAGAACAGUGAUCCAGUCCCCAUCAUCCAAAAAGUAGCCCGCCUGCUCAAACCGGGCGGAUACAUCCAGUGGGACGACCUCGAUUACCCAGACACCCAUGUUAGAAAGGCAGAUCCCACGCUUGCAACGCCGGCGUUUGACCGUCUGCGCCAGUUCGUCUACUCGAGUGGACGUCAUGACUGGGUGUUGAAUUUACCGGUGCUGCUGGCACAGAAUGGAUUUGCCGAGCCUCAACUGGAGCAUUUUCAGGACCGCGUCGACCUUGGUACGGCAAAUGGAGGGCAGCAUUUGGCGACGAUGGACGAGUUUGUACUGUCCUUGGAGAAAAAGGAUAUGGUGGAUGAUGCGGAGAAUAUCCGACAACUGCUAAGGGAUGUUGCGGUGGAGGCAGUGCAUGGUGUGGCCUUGUCAAUGCCGCGGGUCGUGGUUAUUGCGCGAAAGUUGUAG